AUGAGAAGGGAUGUGUGUCGACUGUUUUUGCUCCUCAUACUUGUUGCGACCUUGCCGGUCUUUAUUCUUUAUCGACAAUUAGGAUAUGAAGUGACUCAUGAACAAUUGCUUUCGUAUUACCGCGACGAGCUCACUUCAAGCACAGGCCUCAAUAGUGAUGCAUCCUUACAAUGUAUGCAGUUUCCCCAGGACAUGUCGUCUUAUCCACAUUGCUUCGAAAAAAUGCAGUGGUUACGAAACGGGUGGAAAUCUCAUAGCUGUUAUACUGCUCUUGGAGUUGAUGGAUCGGUAUGUUCAUUCCGACAGUACCUUUCUACAGUAGAAGACUUUUGUCCUCCCACAAUUUUUUUUCGGAGGCCAACGACGGCGGAGGUCUUUGCUGAGACAAAUACAGACCUCCAGCGACUCCUUACUGUACUUAGCGGCAAUGCAGGCAAUUACAAUUACAUUAGAGAGCGCCUCGUGCAGCAUUGGUCUAGCUGGACAGAAGCUUUGCGGAAGACUCUCGGAAGGUACCCUAAUUCUAUGUCCAACAGGAAGAAAUUGAAUAUUCUUAUUCAUAUGGGAUUACUAACUGAAAAGAAUCUGCAUAUCGGUGAAAAAUCGGGUAGUGGUGGACCUCUUGGUGAAUUGCUGCAGUGGUCGGAUCUUAUUGCCUGUUUAUUCUUGUUGGGACACAAUUUGUACAUAUCCUCUGACAAGAUGACUCUUUUAAGACACGUUGACAACUUCCCUCUCAGUUCUCCAUGCCCUGAAAAGAACCAAUUUCAACUAAAUCUAAUUAUCACGGAUAUUAUAGGACUGAGGUCGUUCAAAAAGAGAAGAGAUUUCUUAGUCCACCAUAAAUGUCGUAUACGUUUGGUGGACAGUUUUGGUACACAUGUCGAGUUUAACUACAGAUCGUAUUUUAAUGCUCAUCAAAGCGAAUUCGCAAUGGAAGGAACCAAGCAGAAAAAUCCUUGGGGUGGACAUGGACUUCAACUUCUACAACACUGGACAUUUUUUCCACACACUCCAGACAACGGAUUUCUAGGUCUUCCUUCUUCACUAGUCUACGGGAAAGAAAAAUAUAUGUGGAAUGAAUCUGAGACAGUGAUAAACGUGCUGAAGAAAUUCACUGAGGUUCAUGCUACUGUUGCUGACGUAAAUAGUACGGAGUCUCCUAUGUUUUCAAAUAUUAUCAACCAUGGUUUUCUAAAUGCUUCUGAUGUUGCAUCUCUUCUAAAAUCAGUGGACAUAUUUGUCGGACUUGGAUUUCCCUUUGAAGGACCGGCUCCACUGGAAGCAAUUGCUCAUGGUGCUGUGUUUAUAAACCCAAAGUUUCAUCCUCCUAAAUCUCGACUGAAUGCGGUAUUCCUUCGCGAAAAGCCAACGCUUAGAGAGUUUACCAGUCAAUCGCCAUAUAUGGAACGUCUGGGUAAACCAUAUGUUUAUACCAUUGACAUUAAUGAUUCAGCGGCUUUGAGCGACGCAAUCACAACUGCACUGAAAGAAAAACCGAAGCCUUUUGUACCUGAAGAGUUUACACCGGAGGGGAUGUUGGUUAGAGUGAAUAUGCUGGUUGUGCGAGAUCUGUGUUCGAAGAAAUCAGUAUGGCCACCAGCAACUUCACUUCAACCGGUAUUGGGUGCUCCGGAACUAUCGUGUGAAAAAGGUUGUGAAUCGGCUGGGUUGGUAUGCGAACCAUCGUUUUUCCCACUAGUUAACUCUGCUAGUGUUCUAGAGAGACUGGUUGGCUGUACGGAGGACAGACUUGAGAAUUCAACAGCGCCUUUUGCCCCGUAUGGGUGUUCACUCCAGUCGAGUUCAUUAAUGUUCAGUUGUGCUUCGCGGCCUCCCUCAGGGAGCGCUAUAAAGCGGAUAUGUCCAUGUCGAGAUUAUUUGCCAGGUAGUCGGCAUCCCAAUACACUGCAUCUUCUCGCCGGAAGCUCGACAACGACGGCUUUGGACGCUGCUCGCGCUCUUUUGGUAAAUGGCGCAAACGCAUGUGUCAGAGCUGACGAAGGAAUAACUCCGUUGCACGUGGCGUGCGCUUAUGACUGUCUGGCGAUGGCACAGCUUCUCAUGCACUACGGCGCAGAUCCCGAAGCUAGUGACGAUCAUGGGCGAACACCUUUUAGUAUGGCCACAGGCAGUACGCACAGAUUUCUCCAACGAAUGCUGACGAAAAGCACAAGAGAUCAGCGCGGAAUUAUUCACCGCCUCUUCGCUUGUCACACUGCCAUGAUGGGUGUAAACAAAGUGUUGAUGCGUGGUAUACGAAGAAAAUGGCGAAGAUCCCUCGGUGCAAUCGGCUGCAGACGACCACCAUCGGAAUCGCUUCCCGUUACAGAGAUGGAACCAACUACACCGACAGCAAUAGUAUCACCGAUGUCUGCUGAAAAAGACGCGCAGGAAUCCAGCAAUGGCAAGCCGUCUAGCUCACGUGUUUAUUCUGGAUAUCUUCUAUCAGACAAAAUGCCACACCCAUCGAGCUCGGGAACAUCUUCUCAGACUGUAACACCCGUACGAGAAGGAAUCGCAGAAGGAACAAGAACUCCUUAUCUCUCGAUUACUCCAGAAGCUAUUACACGAACACCUAAAGCAGGAACUAUAGGACGAGGAGCCGAAGCCAACACUAGCAGUGAACCUGAUGAAAGUGUACCGAGAAGAAACACGCACGCGUCAUCACCUGGACACGAAGAACAACAACAUACGAAAAUUUCGAGCCGUUCAAUACAUUCAGCGCAAGGAGCAGCCUUGAACACAAUCCAAUCGAGAACUCCAACAACAUCAACUGUACCCGUGUACUCGAAAUCACAAUGCCAACCGUCGGCACCGUCUAUCGAGCAGCUACCGGACGAUGACUUUUCCUGUUGGUUGAGUGAGAAGGACAACAGUCAUGACACCCAAGGAACAGAUAUUUACUUAACAGCUGAUGAAAGUUUCGAUAUGACUGAGCUGCAGCAAGAAAUAGACCAGACUGGCAAGCCGAUUUUGUCACCAUCUGAUGAAGAUGCUCUUCUUCGAAAGAUCCGACGUCUUAAUGACGCGCAGUUAAGAGCUGAAUUGAAAAAAGGGGGGAUUACAGCCGGACCAAUGUGUGAAAGAACCCGGAAAAUCUACGAAAAAAAAUUGUUGGCAUUACAACGAGGAAUAGCAGACACGAAAGGAGCCCGAUAUUCACGUCAACUCGAAUUGGCCAUGAUGGGCAUCGCAUUACCAGAUACGGGAAAAGUGUUCGAUAAUAAAAUACGAAAAGAAUUCGAACAGACUGGUGUCUCUGCAUUCUGUUAUCUUCUACUAGAUCCUAGAAUGAUCACGACGGAUGUGGAGUCUCUUGAUUUGAGGAUAUUCGUACCGGCAAUUUUUUAUGUCGGUAAAGGGACAAAAGCUCGUCCUCUGGCUCAUCUGAUCGAGGCGAAGAAGGAAAGAGAAGCGAAGUCGCCAAAAGUAGUUUCUGACGUGAAGCUUAGAAGAAUCGACUCAAUUUGGGGAAGUGACAAUGGAGUACUCUGCCUUCAAAUCAACCAUAAUGUCUCCGAUGAUGAAGCGUUUGUUCGAGAAGCGGCACUGAUCGAAGCUAUUAGAUUGGAGAACUUGACGAAUAUAAAGGGUGGUGAAUGGCGUGGAUCAAGCAGGACGUGGACGUUUUCAAUGAGAGCGGAAUUUGGCACGUAUCAACUCCAGAGAGCGCUUGGUGUGUUGAAAAUGGAAGGGUUGCGGCCGAUUAAGCCUGAAGCACUGCCAGACUGUCUUUAUGUGAUGAUCAGUAGUCGAGAGAAAAGACGUGGGCUUCGAAGUGCAGCUAGGGAAAUUGUUUCUGGAGUUCCCAAUUCUCAAGAAGGGCUGCUACUGGACCUGCCUUCUGUUUCAUCGGUGCCCGCUUACGAAUUCUUCGCUGAAAGAAUUUCAGAAUCAAGUGCUAUUGAGAAAUUUGAUGGAGAUGUUCGCGUUGGGGACAUUAUUAUUGUGAAAGUGAAAAGAUGCGAUGCUGUGGGCGCAUACGUGAAGCCUUUGUGCUUCGCUACACGAAUAAAACGGGACUUAGAAUGGCUAAAUUUACAGUUUUUAACACCGUUGUCAGCGUUAUCGCGGCGAGUUGCUGUUGGUCAGUAUUUAGAAGCACGAGUAAGUAGCGUGCAGCCAGUGAAAAUUGAGCUUUUAGAAGCUCCGCCGUUGUCGUCGAAUGAAUUGCCGAAGUAUUUCAGGAAUGGGCGUGACAUGCCACAACAUUCGCGAUACUGGGAAUUUAUAGAGGACAGCGGGAUGUUACGGAAUACAUACCUAGCAGAGGCUCUCUGUCUUCCUUCGAGUUCUCCGUUUUCAUUCCUGACGAUAGAAGGAUUAGAUAAGGACAGAGCUGAGCCUGCAUCGGUUCUUCGCAAACGCCAAAAUGAAAUGCUUGCUGACGAAUACGUGGUUCGAGGAGUGGAACAAAUGCGAUCAGGAAACAGGGAAUCUGCCAUAGUCGUUCUGAACCAAGCGCUCGAAAUCAACCCACUUUGCGUCGAAGCGUUAGUAGCAAGAGGCGCAGCAUAUUCGACGAAUGGUCACUAUGUUUUGGCCGAGGCUGAUUUUGAUCAGGCGCUCAUUUUGGCGCCGACACAUUCCAACGCUCGGAAUUAUAUGGUGGAGACGCUCAUCAAACACGCUUCUUUGUGA
This is a messenger RNA of Necator americanus (New World hookworm), 4644 nucleotides long. RefSeq lists its product as uncharacterized. The record is from RefSeq and is a predicted model, not a curated record. Gene Ontology annotation, biological process: double-strand break repair via homologous recombination; protein N-linked glycosylation; resolution of meiotic recombination intermediates. Lineage: Eukaryota; Metazoa; Nematoda; Chromadorea; Rhabditida; Ancylostomatidae. Bases 1 to 4644 code for a protein of 1547 amino acids. The transcript has 35 exons. Gene Ontology annotation, molecular function: alpha-1,6-mannosylglycoprotein 6-beta-N-acetylglucosaminyltransferase activity; protein binding; DNA endonuclease activity. Gene Ontology annotation, cellular component: cytoplasm; Golgi apparatus; nucleoplasm.